GAGUUCUUAGUAGAAAAAAAGUAGCAGUAAAGAUGCUAAACCGAGCAUCAGUCUAUGACAUUCAACAGUUUACCAAAGAGGUUCAUGACUUUGUUAAAGUUCGUCACAAAAACUUGGUGAGACUCAUUGGGUAUUGCGAUGAAGGUGAGCACUUGGCCCUAAUCUACGAAUUCGUGGGCAAUGGAAACUUGCAGGAUCAUCUAUCUGGCAUGUUCGGUACUGUCCUUAGCUGGGAAAGCAGGUUAAAAAUCAUCAUCGGAGUAGCUAAGGGUCUUAAGUAUUUGCAUAGAAAGUUGCAGGUCCUUCACAGAUACAUUAAGCCGACAAACAUUCUACUCGACGGAAACUUUGAAGCGAAACUGGCUGAUUUUGGGAUGUCUAGAUCCUUUCCAACUGACCCUAACACACAGGCGUCAAAUAAGAUUUAUGUAAUGAUACCUAGAAGAGAACCUUACGUGCAUAGCGAGUACUUCACUUCAAACAGGUUAACACAAACGAGCGACAAUUAUGCCUUUGGCAUUGUUCUGUUGGAAAUGAUAACCAAUCAGCCUGUGGUUGACGUCAAACGUGAAAGUCCUCACAUUGCCACGUGGUUCGAUCUAGAGCUCGCGAAAGGCGAUGCUCUAAGGCUUGUUGAUCCCAGGCUUAACGGUGACUUUGAGCCUAACUCGGUCAGGAAAGCUAUGGAGAUAGCACGCGGUUGUGCAGCUGGAAUUGAAACAAACAUGAGCCAGGUUGUCAAGGAGCUGAAAGAGUGUCUGGCCUUAGAGAAGGCUCGGACUCGUUGA
Raphanus sativus (radish) is the source of this 788-nucleotide messenger RNA. Its product is annotated as LRR receptor-like serine/threonine-protein kinase IOS1. The transcript is spliced from 5 exons. Bases 33 to 788 code for a protein of 251 amino acids. Gene Ontology annotation, biological process: protein phosphorylation. Gene Ontology annotation, molecular function: protein kinase activity; ATP binding. Lineage: Eukaryota; Viridiplantae; Streptophyta; Magnoliopsida; Brassicales; Brassicaceae. The record is from RefSeq and is a predicted model, not a curated record.